Acanthisitta chloris (rifleman) is the source of this 887-nucleotide messenger RNA. RefSeq names its product ubiquitin-conjugating enzyme E2, J2 (gene UBE2J2). The record is from RefSeq and is a predicted model, not a curated record. The transcript is spliced from 6 exons. NCBI's taxonomy places the organism in Eukaryota, Metazoa, Chordata, Aves, Passeriformes, Acanthisittidae. The coding region runs from base 1 to 783 and encodes 260 amino acids.
AUGAGCAACAACAGCAAUAAGAGAGCACCAACAACAGCAACCCAGAGGCUGAAACAAGACUACCUGAGGAUUAAGAAAGAUCCAGUGCCUUACAUCUGUGCAGAGCCUCUCCCAUCCAACAUCCUGGAAUGGCACUAUGUGGUAAGAGGACCUGAAAUGACUCCCUAUGAAGGUGGCUAUUACCAUGGGAAACUAAUAUUCCCCAGAGAAUUCCCUUUCAAACCUCCUAGUAUUUAUAUGAUCACACCUAAUGGAAGGUUUAAGUGUAACACAAGGUUGUGUCUUUCCAUCACUGAUUUCCACCCAGACACCUGGAAUCCAGCCUGGUCAGUCUCCACAAUCCUGACAGGCCUUCUUAGCUUUAUGGUUGAAAAGGGCCCAACACUGGGCAGCAUAGAGACAUCUGAGUUCACAAAAAGACAACUUGCUGCACAGAGCUUAGCAUUUAACUUAAAAGACAAAGUCUUCUGUGAGCUCUUCCCUGAUGUGGUGGAGGAGAUCAAACAAAAACAGAAAGCACAAGAAGAGCUCAGCAACAGACCUCCAGCCCUCCCUCUGCCAGAUGUUGUCCCUGAUGGGGAAGCACACUAUGGGCAGAAUGGAAUAGCUCUCCUCAAUGGCCAUGUCCCCCUGGCACCUGCCAACCACCCUGGGCUCCAGCAGCCCAACAGGAACCACCAUGGACUUCUAGGUGGAGCUCUGGCAAACUUGUUUGUUAUAGUUGGGUUUGCAGCCUUUGCCUACACAGUGAAGUAUGUCCUGAGGAGCAUAGCACAAGAAUGAGGAGAUAAAAUAAAGCCAAGACCAAAUUAGCGGUAGUUGCAGAGUGAGUUGGGACUCUUUUAAUGUCACCUGGCUCUGGCACUUGGGGGAAAAUCUUUGUGUUA